UCGGCUCCCCGUGUGCUCUCCUCCCACAGACAGCAGCAGGACACUGUGAGGACUGAGCCGAGACAUGAGGACAAUAACGCGGAUCUGUGUGCGCGGCCCCGCCGGCGCAGCGCACAUCUCCAUCUACCAGCGCGCAAUAAUUGAAAUGACGCAUUGAGCCGCGGGCGCACAGAGCGGCACAGAGCGUGACGAUAGACGUCAUUUGGCUCCAGAGCCGGAGGGAUGUUUGAUGUUAAAAUAUGAGCUGCAUGUGCAGACAGACAGCAGGCAGAGAAGAAGAGCUGCAGACUGGGAACAGAAGAAGAAGAAAAAGGUUUAUUUUAAAUUAUUCUCAUAAAGCAUCUCAGUGACGGAGCAGCGGAGUCUGAAACAGAAACAGAGAAGAAGAAACCGGUUUAUUGUGACCUAAUCCCGGCCCCCGGGGAUCAGAAGGGCCCCCGGGCACACUCCUCUUUAUUCUCUCUCUCUCUCUCUCUCUCUCUCUCUCUCUCUCUCUCUCUCUCUCUCUCUCUCUCUCUCUCUCUCUCUCACACACACACACACACACACACACACACAGCCUGACGUGAAUUGAAGAACAACCGAUAUCCUCACAUUUCUAACCCCGGGACGGUGCAGACAGACGCCGGACUCCAUGUCUUCUGUGUCGGUGUCCUCUCAGGAGGGACGGAGUUUGUCCAGAGUGUCUCUGAGCCGCUCCCCCGUGUCCCCCAUGACCACGCAGGGCAUCCCGUCCCCCGCCCAGCUCACCAAGGCCAACGCCCCCGUGCACAUCGACGUGGGGGGGCACAUGUACACCAGCAGCCUGGCCACGCUCACCAAAUACCCCGAGUCCAGGAUCAGCCGUCUGUUUAACGGCACUGAGCCCAUCGUGCUGGACAGUCUGAAGCAGCACUACUUCAUCGACCGAGACGGAGACAUCUUCCGCUUCAUCCUCGGCUUCCUGCGCACUUGCAGACUGCUGCUGCCCGAAGACUUCAAGACUCUGGUGCUGGUCCACCGUGCU
Molecule: messenger RNA, 1006 nt
Organism: Cottoperca gobio
Lineage: Eukaryota; Metazoa; Chordata; Actinopteri; Perciformes; Bovichtidae
Product: BTB/POZ domain-containing protein kctd15-like
Exons: 4
Biological process (GO): protein homooligomerization
Source: RefSeq, a predicted model, not a curated record